GCCGCGAAGCUCCAUGGAAGCCAACAACAGCAAGGAGGAUGAUAUCGAAGUAGAUCAUUACUUCCUUCCAGGAGGUAUAUUGGAUACGCACCACGAGGAGGAUAUGAUCGGCGGGUCGCUUUUGGAUGAAAUCGGAGGAGUGGGCAAUGUGACGGCGCUCCACCCAGCGAAACAAAUGGCAAGUAGGAUAGUGGGCUCGGGCCCACGCACCGACCUCCCCCCAGCAGCAACAGCGAGUGACAGACGACCUCAGCAGUUCCAUAGGAAAAUCACCAGCGUUAUUGGUGGAGGCCCGACCCGAUUAUCUGUGGAAGGCACGAACCCCAUGGCGAAGGAAUUCACGCCGUCAACAUGUUCCAUUCCAGCAGACGCUGCCGUAGAACUUCCUACAGGUAGCCUCCAUGCGCAUUCUCGACAUCCAGCACCAGAAACCGUAAACCGUGUAUUCUCAGCUGCUGUUGGUUCCGAGGUGAAGACUGCCGCGGCUGAGCUGCCAUACCGUACGGCGAUGCAGCGACAGUCUCGGAAUCUACAGGGGCCACCCGGGCCGCCAGGCCCAAUCACCCCCCCGCAGCCCGCUGCUCAACGUUCGCUUGGGGACCGAGCGCAGCAACACCCAAGGCACCAGCCAGGAGGCAAGCCGUGGCCGGUUCGGGCAACUGUCACACAUUCCCAUCCUGGACCGACAUUGCCCUCUAAACACCGACUGACUAUCGCGAAGGGCGGCAGUAGCACGGGGCGUGACCAUGUUCAUGACGACACAGUUGGCCGCGGCCAACGCGUGGACCAAGUCCAGGCUGUGUCUCGGGGGCCAUCUCGCAACAGAAUCCAGGCGCAACCUGGUGUUCGCCGAGUUUCCCACGGUCAGGCAAACAGCCCACACCAGGAUGCUUCAACAAAGGUUUCCUCCAGGCGACAGGAGGAUUUUGUCGAUCACACCGCGCAGCCUUCUGUGGGUUCGCGUCUGGAGUCUGCAAGGGAUGACUCUUCACAACAACCCAUGUCAACGUCAUUGUUUCCGGUGGAGCAAGGUCAAGAGAUGUUGCCGCCGCAGGCGUCAAACGGGUUGUCGUCAUCUGCCCAGCGGCAGGGAUCACAUGCCGAACGCACAGCGCGCGAUGAUGGCGAGCCAUCUUUACCGGCUACAAGUAGCAGCGGAACUCCGCAACAAUCUUCGUCGUCUGGUCGAAUGAGCAGCAGCAACGAACGGAGUUCUCGGCAGGCGAGACCUGAAGAUGAAUCAGCAUGUCACCUACAAUCGCAUGUGCACAAGGAGAAGGACAAGGGAAAAUUCAAGAAGAAGGAUGACAGAACCUACAGAGCCGCACCCAACAAGCAAGUGCUCGGAACCGCGGUCAAGGAACCCAGUAGAAUGAAAUUGGGUACCCGUCCAAGUCUGUCACAAAAAAUCAGGCUGAUGGGCGGAUACUUGCGCAGUUCGUCCCUCGGAAUCGUGGCAGCAAUCGUGCGAACGAUCGCUUGGCAGCUGAACAGGUUGCGUCUGGUUAGGCGCAUGCUCACCUUGGUGUCAUUUGCCGCGUCUUCUUCGGUGUCCCUGCUGAGUGCAGUGAUCCUCAGUACGUCUUGGCUGUUUUUGCUCGGACUGCGACUUCACUCUCUGGCGCUCAAAGAAAUCACAGGCAGCAUUCACGUCGCGGUCUGCUUCCUCUUCCCGUACUGCUUUCAGUACCUGGUAUCGGCAAUCGACGAGUGGGCGCCCCACUGGCUUCCGGCCUGCCUGUGGUACAGCUUCCUGAUGCAGAUGUUCUGCACUUCCAACCAUCAGUACAAGCAUUCGAUGUCUUCCCACCUUGUUCCAGCUCUUCGUGCCCUACUGCCGGUGGCGUUCCUCUGUGAGGUACCGUCAGGACGCAGCUAUCUUUUGGCGCUGGGUGGGUCCGAACUGCUCCUACUGUCCUUCACAUUGGCAGCAGUGAGGCUUCGGUGCAUUUUCAGCCCGAUUUUUCUCCUGUCGUGGUCUUGUCAGGUGUUUGCCCUGGCGACAUGUGGCUCUUCUGCUUCUCUCCAGUACGGCCAGGUCCUCGUGUCGCUGGCAUCACUUCAUGCGGUGUCUAUGGUGGACGUAAUGCUCAACAGCAGGUUCUACCACGCGAGGUACAGGGCAGGCAUGAGCCUUACGAAUGGAUUUCGGACCGUCCCCUGACCGCCCCACACAACACAGCAAGAUGCAGAGGUUUCUAGCAGCGCGUUCGCGCAAGGCCCCGAGAAGAAGAUGAUGCGCCGUCGGUUUGGCAUCACAGAAGGAUUGUACACUUACUCCAGACCUACACGGAGCGAGCCAACGCGACCUUAGUUUCCUCUAUUCUUGCUCGUAUUUUGAUGUGCAUUGGAGGCCGUCCGGAUGUACAGCGAUGCAACAAUGUUCAUU
Messenger RNA from Ectocarpus siliculosus, 2389 nucleotides. Lineage: Eukaryota; Phaeophyceae; Ectocarpales; Ectocarpaceae. The record is from the annotation of a GenBank genome assembly.